AUGACUGCAGCCAGUCCCGCCUGCAGCACCUCCUCCUCCCACUCCUCACCUGCCUGCCUCCCAGCAUGCAACAGGCACCUGAGGAUAGGCCAGGCCUUCCAGACCCAGCUGCCCCUGCGCUCGGCCCCCGGCGUGUGGCUGCUCCUGGGCGUGGUGGUGGUCGUGGUGGGCAUGAGCGUGGCAGUGGCGGGCUACGUGACCGCCGAGCCGAAGCCCGCGGGAGGCCGUGGCAGCACCCCCGCCGACAGGAUGAAACUGACCGGGCCCGUGGUCAUGGGAGUGGGCCUGUUCAUCUUCAUCUGUGCCGCCACGCUGCUGUACGAGAACCGGGACCAGGAAGUCCUCAAACACGAGACGUCCGACGACCUGGAGGACCUGAAGGGAGGGAACAGCUGGGAGGACUCGCAGGAGCAGCCCAGCUUCGGCUGCCAGGAGCAGUGGGGGUGUAGAGACACGGAGCAGGGCUCCUGGGCUGCUCCUGCCCACACACUCCCACUCGCCAACCAGAGCUGGGGGCCUCCUCUUCCUCCUGCUCUGCCUCGCACCAACGCACACAACAUCAGCAGCAGCACAACAUCUCUGGAUGCAGGAGGUGGAGGUGAGGAGAAGGUGGACAUGAAGGAGCAGGAGAAGGAGGAAGGAGGGUCGACCCUACUGGCCCGAGUCUUGCACCACCAGGAGCCGACCCCUCAGCCUCCUUCCCCCUGCCCGUCCGUCUCCCACUCCACCGUCUGCUCGGACUCCUGCAACUCCAGUGAGAUCCACUUCAACAUAUGGACAGACUCUCCUCUGCCGCAUCAACACUGA
Messenger RNA from Limanda limanda (common dab), 807 nucleotides. RefSeq lists its product as uncharacterized. Lineage: Eukaryota; Metazoa; Chordata; Actinopteri; Pleuronectiformes; Pleuronectidae. The coding region runs from base 1 to 807 and encodes 268 amino acids. The record is from RefSeq and is a predicted model, not a curated record. The transcript has a single exon.